This is a messenger RNA of Nerophis lumbriciformis (worm pipefish), 1749 nucleotides long. Its product is annotated as glucose-induced degradation protein 8-B homolog. The record is from RefSeq and is a predicted model, not a curated record. NCBI's taxonomy places the organism in Eukaryota, Metazoa, Chordata, Actinopteri, Syngnathiformes, Syngnathidae. Gene Ontology annotation, molecular function: protein binding.
UGGCGGUAAUGCUCCAUUAGGCUGAAUGCCAACUACCGUAAACACAAAAAGGGAGAAGAAGCCGAAGACGAAGAAGAAGAAGAAACAGUUAGCAGGCUUGCUAAUGCUCAGAGGCGGCGACAUCAUUAUCAGGAUAUCCUCACUAUGAGCUAUGCAGAGAAACCAGACGACAUAACGAGAGACGAAUGGAUGGAUAAGCUCAACAAUGUUCAUAUCCAGAGAGCUGAUAUGAACAGACUUAUUAUGAACUAUUUGGUGACAGAGGGCUUCAAGGAAGCGGCAGAGAAGUUCAGAAUGGAGUCCGGGAUUGAGCCAAGUGUAGACCUGGAGUCCCUGGAUGAAAGAAUUAAGAUCAGAGAAAUGAUCUUAAAAGGACAGAUUCAGGAUGCAAUUUCGCUGAUCAACAGUCUUCAUCCAGAACUGCUGGAUACUAAUCGCUACCUUUACUUUCACUUACAGCAGCAGCAUCUCAUUGAGCUCAUUCGCUUGAGAGAGACUGAAGCUGCGCUUGAAUUUGCCCAGUCUCAGUUAGCAGAGCAGGGGGAGGAGAGUCGUGAAUGUCUGACUGAGAUGGAAAGGACACUGGCACUGCUGGCAUUCGAUAACCCCGAGGAGUCACCUUUUGGAGAUCUGCUCAACAUGAUGCAGAGACAAAAGGUUUGGAGUGAAGUGAAUCAGUCUGUGCUCGACUAUGAAAACAGGGAAUCAACACCCAAGUUGGCCAAACUCCUGAAGCUGCUGCUCUGGGCUCAAAAUGAACUUGACCAAAAGAAAGUCAAGUAUCCCAAAAUGACAGACCUUAGUAAGGGAACCAUCGAAGAGCCAAAAUAAGGCACAGAUUUAAAGCAUAUGGACACAUUUCCCGUAUCUAUUUAUACCCCACACAAUGAUGAUAUUACAUCCUUUUUUGAAAGGGUUGUUUUCCCACAUUAACAGUGGAAUGAGCAGAAUGAACUGGAGUGAUGCAAUUUCAAAAUGACCUGUAACUAAACAAACAUGCAUUAUUUACAUGGCGUUAACAUUUUAUAUGUAAAUGUUAGCUAAAUGACAUUAGUAAUUUUUUUUUUUUGCAUAUUUACAUUGUACACUAGUUUUUUUUUCUGUCUGUCGGCAGGGAAAGUUGCUAAUAGAAGGUGUAAUUAAGGCCUAAAUUAGGCUGCCAGUCUGCGUGUGACAAUUUAGGUAUGUUUUUAAGUGAAAUGUUUAUCUCUGUGUCCUCACUAAAAGCUUAAGCUGGGUACACACGUAAAGAUGCUGUAAUUCUAAAGAUGAAACAUCAGCUCAUUUUGAUCAUUAUGUGUAAAAUAAUAUCAGCUCAGCACACUAUGAUGAUUAUGUCCCACUACAAACCAAUCCAGCCUAAAAUUAAACAAAAGAAUAAUCGUAAUAAGAACAAGUUCAAUACUUAGGAUUGUGGGACCUGAUCUGUUUUGGAGCCAAUUAUUGGGACAAAUUCACUCUUGACACACCUCAGAACACAGGACAGUCUUAUAAGACAUAAUACGAUCAAAAGAGAGAAAAGCCUGUCUUUAAGUGUGUACCAAGCUUUAACUAUGUCAAUGAGACAGCCUGAGGCAAAAGAAGAUAUUAUUUCAAAUGCCAAUGAGUUGAUCAGCUCCUGAAGACAAAAGGACACAUGGAUGUGUUAUUUACAUAAGGGGAAAAGGCUGCUCUUUUGCUAUUUCUUGUGUACUUUUAUUCGCUUUCAUUUUAUUUAGCAAUAAAAGCGAGUUUUACAAUUUUACUAAA